AUGUGCAUCCGCUACGCUGUAUCCGACGAGCACGUCGCGAGCAGCCGGUCGGCAGAGCCGUCGUUGCGCGCGGGGUUGGCAGACGGAAUGACGCCGACAGCAGUGUCAGACUUCGCGGCUCAUCGGGGGGCCGGAGUAACCGCCACCGUGAAUGGAAGCAAGGUUGCCGUCGGAAAUGCUGCCCUGCUCGCCGACGCGGGUGCGUCGAUUCCUACGGCUCUAUCCGAUGCCGCAGACGGGUUGGCCGCGCUAGUGGCGCAGCCCAUCCUAUCGCGUUUACGCAUUCUCCGCCUCCAUUCCUCCUCUAUUCGCACGCCGAUGUUCGUGUCCAAAGACGGCAACCCGCUGGGCGUGAUCGCCGUGGCAGAUGGCAUCAAGUCGAAUGCGGGGGAAGCGGUUGCGACACUGCGGUCGCUGGGGGUGCGCACCGUGAUGCUGACCGGCGACCGGCCCGAGGUGGCGGCGUCCGUGGCGGCGGCUUGCGGCAUCUCCGAGUAUCGCGCCGGUAUGCUGCCGGCCGACAAGGCCGGAGUGAUCCGCCAAUUGCGCGCCGAGGGCAACGUCGUUGCGAUGGUUGGCGACGGGAUCAACGAUGCGCCGGCGUUGGCAUCAGCGGACGUUGGCAUCGCCAUGGGCGGCGGCACCGAUAUUGCGCGCGAGUCGGCGGCCAUACGCUGA
This is a messenger RNA of Geodia barretti, 678 nucleotides long. The record is from the annotation of a GenBank genome assembly. Lineage: Eukaryota; Metazoa; Porifera; Demospongiae; Tetractinellida; Geodiidae.